Molecule: messenger RNA, 1341 nt
Organism: Corylus avellana
Lineage: Eukaryota; Viridiplantae; Streptophyta; Magnoliopsida; Fagales; Betulaceae
Product: PROTEIN TARGETING TO STARCH (PTST)
Source: RefSeq, a predicted model, not a curated record
AGUGCUCUGUGCCUCGAGCUUUCGAGAAGCCUUCCCCAAAAUCUCAACUUUUUCCAAGUGUUUUAAGAGUGUAAUCUCUUAUAUUAUGAAUGGAAAGUCAAAUCAUACUUAGUUUUGCUUCAUCUUUGGUGCAAGCACAAGCAUAGUUUUCAUUUCAAAUGCCUAGUUUUAGAGGAGGAACUCUUCAACAUGGAUAUAGGCAUUGCAAGGUGUUGCCUUGACAAACAUGUGUCAUGGGGCUUAAGAAAUUCAAGAGCAUUAGGCUGGGAAAAUAUUCAAAAGCAUCCACAUAAUGUGGCUACUUGGAAUCUGAGGAUGGGCUAUCAAAGGUUGACUUAUUCACAUCAAUCUUCUAUCGGAAAGAAUCUCAUGACCCAUCUGGCCUGGAGAACAUACUCGAUGCCUUUUAGUCUGGAGGAAUCUUCAGCCCUAAGUUCAGAAGAUUAUUCUAGUAAUGAUCAUGCAACUAAGUCGCCAAAGGAGGUCCUUGCUCAACCGCUAAGCAGUGAUGAGCUGAAGUCACUGCUGGCUGAUUCUGAAAGAGCAAGGCUCAUUAAAAAACUAAGUGAAGCAAAUCAACAAAACCGCUUCCUCAAACGACAGUUGCACAUAAAGGAGAAUGCUUUGGUUAAUUUCAAAAGCGAACUUGCCGUCAUGGAACUUGAAAUUCAGGCUUUGGUCACACUUGCAGAAGAAAUAACUAAAUCCGCCAUUCCAAUAGGUUCAAGAAAGAUCAAUGGGAAAUACAUACAAUCUCAUCUUCUCUCGCGAUUAGAAGCUGUACAUGUAAAGCUGAAGGAACAGAUAAAGGAUGUGGAUAUUGCACAGUCCAAGGAUGUUCCCUUAUUCUGGUGUGGCAUGGCUGAGAGCGUGCAAGUAAUGGGAACAUUUGAUGGAUGGAGUCAAGGAGAGCAGUUAUCACCAGAAUACACUGGUUCUUUCACCAAGUUCUCAACAACAUUAAUGCUUAGGCCUGGAAGGUACGAAAUCAAGUUCUUGGUGGAUGGAGAGUGGCAUCUAUCCCCAGAAUACCCUACCGUCGGUGAGGGACUCAUGAAAAAUAACUUGUUAAUCGUGGAAUAACUGCUGUUCUAGGCAAUAUGGUUGAUGCAGAAGCGGAUGAGCUCCGUUUUUUUUUUUUUUAUUUUUUUUUGUUAACUUGUUUACACUACCAUAGCUUAGAAGUUUGACAAGAAUAUUUCUUUACAAAUUGAUUCACUGUAUAUCGAUCAUCUUUAAUCUUACAGUAACAUUGCGCUUGUUAAAUCUGUAUUUAAUUUUUAAAAUCAACGGUGAUGAUGAUAUGUAAUGAAAAAUUCUGGCUGAAGCUGUCUUUUUUUU